UCGCGGACGCGCGUGCGUCUCGGGGAAAAUGUUGCGCAGGUUCUAAAAUGGAACGUCGGCGGCGGCGGCGUGAGUGAGCGCGAGGGGGUGUGUGGCCGUGACCGUGGCCGUGGCUGUGGCUGUGCGUGGUGUGGGUGCGUGUUUGUGUGCGUGUGUGCGCGCCCGCCCCGGACCCCGCGCACCUUCGGGUGGCAGCAGGCGCAGCAGCAGCGGCGGCCGCCUCCUCUCGAACCCCGGGAUUUUCUGCCCAGCCGCCCCCGCCGCCCUCCCGCAUGGAGCUGUCUGCUAUUGGGGAGCAGGUGUUCGCGGUGGAGAGUAUCCGGAAGAAGCGCGUGCGCAAGGGUAAAGUGGAAUACUUGGUCAAGUGGAAAGGAUGGCCCCCAAAGUACAGCACAUGGGAGCCAGAAGAACACAUCCUGGACCCCCGCCUUGUCAUGGCAUAUGAAGAGAAAAAUUCGGACCCAAGAAGGUGGAUUUACUUUCUCAAGGUCACCUUGGCAGUCUACAGAUCCAGCACUAGAACCCGGAGUUCCUGGGAGGAGAAAGAUCGUGCAUCCGGGUGUAGGAAAAGAGGUCCGAAGCCCAAACGGCUGCUGCUGCAGAGGCUGUACAGCAUGGAUUUGCGCAGUGCCCACCAGGUGAAGGGGAAGGAGAAACUCUGCUUCUCCCUGGCCCGCCAGUUUGGCGGCAGCGGCGCCCCCGAAAGGGUGGGUAGGGCGGGCCCAGCACAGCUGGAGGAGAAGAGCAGCAGCGGCGUACCCACCCUGCCCUUCCCGCUCAGGAAGCAGAACAAGGCCCAGAAGUACCUGCGGCUGUCCCGAAAGAAGUUCCCACCCCGCCUGGAGGGCCGUGGCCAGCUUAGAGAGACCUUCCUGGAGGAGCCCGCUGCCCAAGAGGCCACACAGGACACCAGCGAGUGGGACGAGGCCACAGCUACCACCCCCCCUGCUGAGCAGCAUCCUGGCAAAGAGGGUGGUGACCUGACUGCAGGGGGCCUUCCCUGGAUCCCCACGCACCCCCCUUCCGAAGUGACGGUGACUGAUAUCACAGCCAACUCCAUCACCGUCACCUUUCGGGAAGCACAGGCCGCUGAAGGCUUCUUCCGGGACCGGAGCGGGCAGUUCUGAACUUCUCCAUUCUGACCCCUCUUUAAGUGGUUGUCUGGGAGUUUGGGGCUCAGGCCAGAGGAGGUGUGGGAGGAGGGCAAUGCAGUUAUUUUAUUUUAAAAGACAAACUCCUAACAAUCCCAAGAGAGAAAAAGAGAGCUGAACAGAGAUGCUCUCUGCUCUCCAGUUCACCCUCGAUCCUGUACAAUGAUGUUUACAGAAGUUUGCUGGGGGUGGGGGGUGGGGAGGAAUGGGGUGAUCUUGGGGGACUGUUGUCACUGGCAUUGACCUUACCUGAGCUAAAUGGCUCAGGUCGGGUAAGCCCAGGCAGGGAAGAGGGAGGAGGGAGAAGGCGGAGGACCAGGUGAUGGCAAGGAGCCUUCCCCGUCCUGGGGCUCCAGGACUGAGGUGGCUUGGCCAGAACUGACUGCAGUUUAUCCAUGCUCUGAGCUAGGCCUUUCCCAGAGGCCCUUGGGCCAAUUUCUGGCGCCUGUGCAGGGGUGGGCGGCAAGGGAAGAAGUGGGAGCUUCCCUCUCACCCUAAAAUACAAAACCCUUCCUCCUUCCCUGGCCAUGUGCAAACAACUCAGUGUGAAUGGGGCAUUUAUCUACUUCCACUCCAGAAAGCAAGGAUUCCAGUGUUUAUGCUGUAAGGAAGGGGCUUUUGUUUUAAAAAAAUAAUCCAGUUCUGUGAUCCACAUCCGGGGGGGGAGCCCCUAAUAUGAAAGCUCCCUCUUCUGGAUCAGAUCGGCACCUCCUCUGAAAGCGAGAAACUUCAGUCUCGGAAAGCCGCCAGGGCGCUGAUACAUGUCCAGCCAGUGUGUCUGAGGCUGGACCUGCACCCAUGUCUUCCUUCCUCCGGCCAGAUCUCCAGCCAUGCUGCCUUUUGGGGUCACGUUCUGCCCUCUCCCAACACACACACACACACACACACACACACACACACACACACCCCACAUACAUACACAUAUGAUUCUUCACCAUCACAACAGCUGUCAUUCCUCAAGCACAUGAAGGUUUCCAAAGCACUUUUCCUCAUAGCAGGUAGGGAGUGUAUUAUAUAUUUCCCCAUUUUACAGAUGGGGACACUGAGACUCCCCCCAAAAGGAAAUAAAGUGAUUGAACUGUUGGAGCCAG
Molecule: messenger RNA, 2242 nt
Organism: Phascolarctos cinereus (koala)
Lineage: Eukaryota; Metazoa; Chordata; Mammalia; Diprotodontia; Phascolarctidae
Gene: CBX7
Product: chromobox 7
Biological process (GO): negative regulation of transcription by RNA polymerase II
Cellular component (GO): PRC1 complex
Source: RefSeq, a predicted model, not a curated record